AUGGAUACCAAGGGCUGUACUACCAUUUCUUCUUCAACACCACUCCAAAGUUGCUCUAGGAUUACAAAUUUUAGAACACUCUCUUCAAACAAAAGCUGUCAGGGUCUUGCAGCAAACAGCUGCCAACCAACUGGCUGUGUUCUGAGAAAUCCCCAGAUCCAGGGAUGCCGACCUACUCCUUGUUUUUGUUGCAUGCCCAUCUGCCUAUCAAGCAACUUCAAUGCCUGUCUUUCUCUGGAUGACUGCAGCUGGUGUGGUGACGGCAUCAACAGUAAUGAGAAAGAGACCAUGCAAAUCUUGAACGAUCGCCUCGCCAAGUACAUGGAAAAAGUGCAAAUGCUGGAACAAGAGAACGCUGAUCUGGAGUAUAAAAUCCAGGGAGAGUGUAACAAAGAGGCCCCUGUUGUAUGUCCUGAUUACCUGUCCUACUACACUAUCAUUGAGGAGCUCCAGCAGAAGAUCUUGUGUACCAAGGCUGAGAAUUCCAGGCUGGUCUCACAAAUUGACAACACCAAACUGGCUGCUGAUGACUUGAGAGCCAAGUAUGAAGCAGAGGGGUCCUUACGCCAGCUGGUGGAGGCAGAUGCCAAUGGCCUGCAGCAAAUCCUGAAUGCACUGAGCCUGGGCAAGGCGGACCUGGAGGCACAAAUGGAGUCUCUGAAGGAGGAGCUACUCUGCCUCAAAAACAACCAUGAAGAGGAAAUCGAUUCCUUACAGAGUCAGCUUGGGGACCGACUCAACAUUGAAGUGACUGCUGCCCGUUCUGCUGAUCUAAACCGGGUUCUACAAGAAAUGCGAUGUCAAUAUGAGUCUAUUGUGGAGACAAACCACAGAGAGGUGGAGGAGUGGUUCAACAGCCAGAUGGAGAAGCUAAAUCAACAGGUGGUGACCAACUCUCAACAGCAGCAGUGCUGCCAGAAGGAGCUGGUUGAAUUGAGACGCACCAUGAACACCCUGGAGAUUGAGCUGCAGGCCCAACAUCGAAUGAGACAUUCCCAGGAAUGCAUCCUGGCAGAGACAGAAGCCCGCUACACAGCCCUGCUGGCCCAGAUCCAGAGCCUGAUCGACAGCCUGGAGGCUCAGCUGACAGACAUCCGGUGCGCCCUGGAAAGACAGAACCAAGAAUAUGAGAUUCUUCUGGAUGUCAAGUCCCAACUAGAGUGUGAGAUCACCACUUACCGCAGCCUUCUGGAGAGCUUGGACGGCAAGCUUCCCUGUAAGCCAUGUGCCACUAAAUGUGACCCUUCCACUUGCACAUCUUCUAAGGCCAGGGUUGUGGAACGCACAGCCCCCGUUUGUACAUCAUGCAGCCAUUGUGCGUCUUCAGCUCCCCAUGGGAUAUGUGAGCCCUGCAGUGCCUGCAGAACCCUGCCUUGGAUCCUGGUUAAAAUAUGCACCACCACUAAGGAGAUUAAGGAUGGGAAGGUCAUUUCUUCUCACGAGCAUGUGCAGCCCUGCUACAUCACCAGAUCUGCCAAAGUCUAA
Messenger RNA from Orycteropus afer afer, 1485 nucleotides. It is a transcript of the gene KRT39, whose product is annotated as keratin 39. Bases 1 to 1485 code for a protein of 494 amino acids. The record is from RefSeq and is a predicted model, not a curated record. Gene Ontology annotation, molecular function: structural molecule activity. The transcript is spliced from 7 exons. NCBI's taxonomy places the organism in Eukaryota, Metazoa, Chordata, Mammalia, Tubulidentata, Orycteropodidae.